UUUCCGUCCAAUUCUUGGUUUCGCAUUUGCCCGACGGAGAGUCACUUCCCAGGUGACCUUUUUAGGUUCUCCUUGCUGGUUUGUCGGUUGCAUGCAUACUGCGUAUUUCCGAUCUAAUUUCGGGUCCGAUUUACAUUUCUUUCAACCUGCAAAAGAUUUAGGACGCGCCCUGACCCGAAUUGAUUUUUCGUCAUGGUUUCCCCCGGGGUACACGUCAGGUUCAUUCCUAGUCUCAUUUCCGUCCAGGAUGGACUUGAUGAUUCUUUCUCUGUUCGUUUCAUGAACACGUCCUAAGCGAAAUCCAAAUCUACGCAAAUUAGCGAGGGGGGGGAGUGAGGGCACUAGGGGGCUCAAGUCUUUCAGAGGGACUAGGUCACUAGGUAAAGCAAGACUGCCGGACAGUUAGAGUCUCGUUGCGCGUCAUGGCCUUCGCCCUGUGCUCUCGCCCCCUCGUCUGCCUUGCCGCCGCCGCGACCGCCGUCUCGCGCCGCGGCGGAAUGCCGCGAAGCGAUCAUAGUCAGGGGGCGAUGCUCUCCGCGCUGGUCACCGCGCGCUCUCCGCGCGCCCGUGCACUGCUCAGUCCGCGCACUGCCUCCGCAAACCCUGCUUCACCGCUUCUCCCGCACUGCUCCGCGGCUGCUGCAAAUGAGGCCGAAACGGAGGAGGAUGGAGGGGCGGAGGCAGGAGCAGCGGGUGGGGAUGUGCUGCGGGUGGUGUACCACAGGGUGGAUGGCGACUACGCGGGGUGGGGGCUGCACGUGUGGGGCGAUGUGGAGUGCGAGACCUCCUGGCAGGACCCCCUGCAGUAUUCCCCCCCCCUGCUGCUGGCGGUGGUGGUGGUAAUGGCAUGGGUUGUGUGGAGUGGCGGGUGCGGCUGAAGGCAGGCGCGCGGACAGUGAACGUGCUGCCGCACAGGGGGGACUGGAAGGACUGCACGUGGACCAUCGACCUCGCCACUCUCCCCUCACCACUGUCGUCCACCUCGUCGUCCUCCUCCUCCCCCCGCACCCCCCCCUGCCCCACCGUGUGGCUCGUCUCUGACCGCCAGCACUUCUUUCUGCACCGCCCCAACCUCUCCCGCCUCCCCAAGGGUAGCCUCGAUCUGUUCAAGGCUCACUGGGUGUCGGCUGAUGAGAUUGCAGUAAAUUGGGACUAUUCUGAGAGUGACUAUGGCGAAGAAAUACUGUUCUUGCUGCAUGCGAGUGACUCAGCCUCACUCUCCCUCACAGAGAACGGCGUGCAAGGGGCGGACUCUGUCAUUCCGCUCACACUGGACCCUGCUGGCCUCUCGUCUGCUGUGCGCCUCAAGUUCCCCCACCUGGCGUCCUUCACGUGCCUCCGUGUUUCCACCUCUACCCCCAUCCCUCACCUCCACCGCCUUCUCUCCUCACAGACCGCCCUCUCCUGCUCCUCUGCAUCAGGCACGCCUAUCGACGCCACAUCGCUGCAGCUGGCAGGGGCACUGGAUGCGCUGUGCCUGUACGAGGGGCCGCUGGGGGUGCACAUGGAGGCGCAGGGCGGUGGCACGGUGGGCAUUCGCGUGUGGGCGCCCACUGCGCAGGAGGUAACUCUGCUGCUGUUCGACCAGCCCCAUGCAUCCCCCCCGGUGGAGCGCGUGCCAAUGGAGCGGGGCAGCGAGGGCCAGUGGAGCGCACAGGGCCCCAUGGCGUGGCGGGGCAUGUACUACCAGUACGAGAUCAGGGUCUUCCACCCGUCCACCAAUAGGAUGGAGACAUGUGUCGCCACCGACCCUUACUCCCGCGGUCUAUCUGCAAAUGGAGAGCGCUCACUGGUGGUCGACCUGAGCGAUGCCUCGCUGGCGCCUCCUGAUUGGUCCUCGCUGCACCAUCAGAAGUCUCCCCUCCAGUCGUUCUCAGACGUGUCCAUCUACGAGCUGCACAUCCGCGACUUCAGCGCAUCAGACCCUUCAGUGCCCGAGCCUCACAGAGGCACAUACCUCGCCUUCACCCACCCUCACUCCCAGGGCGCACAGCACCUGGCGCAGCUAUCUGCCAGCGGCCUCUCCCACCUGCACCUGCUGCCCUCCUACGACUUUGGCUCGGUCAAUGAAGACAAGAGCACGUGGCAGGCUGUGGAUGAAGCCUCCCUCAGACUCGCCCCGCCUGACUCCGACCGCCAGCAGGCAGCUGUGGCGGCUGUGAAGGAUGCGGAUGCGUACAACUGGGGGUAUGACCCGGUGCACUGGGGGGUGCCUGAUGGCAGCUAUGCCACCCACGCUGAUGGCGCUGCUCGCACUCUUGAGUUCCGCUCCAUGGUGCAGGCGGUGAACGCCCUGGGCUUGCGGGUGGUGGUGGACGUGGUGUACAACCACCUGUACGCCAGCGGCCCCCACAGCCCCUUCUCCGUGCUCGACAAGGUGGUGCCCGGGUACUACGUGCGGCGGGACGGGGAGGGGCGCGUGGAGAGCAGUGCGUGCUGCAACAACACAGCGAGCGAGCACGCCAUGGUGGAGAGGCUCAUUGUGGACGACGUGCUCAUGUGGGCCACGCAGUACAAGGUGGACGGGUUUCGGUUUGAUCUCAUGGGGCACCUCAUGAAGCACACCAUGCUGCGCAUCCGCACGGCACUAGAUUCUCUAACUAUCGAGGAGCAUGGGGUCGACGGCAAGUCCAUUUACUUAUACGGCGAGGGGUGGGACUUUGGCGAGGUAGAGAACAACGGCCGGGGGGUGAAUGCAGCACAGCAGAACCUGCACGGCACCGGCAUCGGCAGUUUCAACGACCGCUUUCGGGAUGCAGUGAUAGGGGGGUCACCCUUCGGCCAUCCGCAGCAGCAGGGCUUUGCCACGGGCCUCAUGCUCAUGCCCAACGAGUACGAGGAGAGCGAGCGGCAGUACAGGAGCUACAUCUAUGACAGCAGCAGCGGCAGCAGCAGCAGCAGUGGGGAGGAGGGCGAGGGAGGGAGUGGGGGUGAGGGCGAGGCAUCGGUAGUGUGGUGGCGGCAGCGGCUGGGGGAGAGUGUGGAUGUGAUUCAGGCGGGCAUGGCGGGCAAUCUCAGGGACUUCGCGUUUGCAUCACAUGCCACUGGCAACCAGGUGACAGGAGGGCAGCUGUACACGUUUGGAGGGUCGCCUGUGGCAUACGCAGCAAGCCCGCAUGAAUCGGUGACGUAUGUGUCGGCGCAUGACAACGAGACGCUCUUCGACAUUGUAACCAUCAAAGCGGCGGCAGCGGUGGCUCCCCAGCAGCGUGUGGCGAUGAACCGGGUGGCGAUGGCGGUGGUGGCGUGGGGGCAGGGCGUGCCGUUCAUCCAUGCUGGCGACGACCUGCUGCGCUCCAAGUCGCUCGACCGGGACUCGUACAACUCGGGCGACUGGUUCAACCGGCUGGACUGGUCGGGCGCCACGAGCAACUUUGGCGUGGGGCUGCCACCGCAUGAGAGAACGGCGACAAAUGGGACAUGGGCCGGGAUGCGGCCUCUCCUCGCCAACCAAUCACUGCGCCCCACGUCAGCGGACAUUACCGCCACGUCGCACUACCUGCGCAUGCUGCUGGCUGUGCGCUACUCCUCCCCGCUCUUCCGCCUGCCGUCCCUCGAGCUCGUUCAGGAGCGAGUGCAGUUCCUUAAUGCAGGCCCUGCAGCGCUGCCUGGAGUGAUCGUCAUGAGCGUGGCUGAUGGCGACAGCGAUUCCCCCAUGGCGCAGCUCGACCACAGGUACCGCUCGCUGGUGGUGGUGAUCAGCAUGCACCCGCAGCCGUUCCUCCUGCACCUGCCUUCCCUGGUCGGACGGACUCUCGUGCCGCACCCACUACAGGAGGAGCAUGGCAUGGUGCCAUCGCACGCACAUGUAGGUCCAUGGUUCCAGGCAGAUACUGCUAUGCUCACUGUUCCACCCCUGGCUGCUCUCACACUCGUGGAGCCAAGGACUGAGAUGAGAUGAGAACCUCAUGCCGAUGCUAUGUAGCUACGCCCAGCCUGCAUGCAGUAUUUCAAUACGCAGGACCAUGUGUAGCCACCGGAUUUGAGUAACUGUAUUAUUCUUUGUUUGGUUACAGCAUGCUUAUAUACAUCUUGAGACGACAUUGUUAGCAACUGUUUUCAUUGAAUAAAA
Molecule: messenger RNA, 4072 nt
Organism: Closterium sp. NIES-67
Lineage: Eukaryota; Viridiplantae; Streptophyta; Zygnematophyceae; Desmidiales; Closteriaceae
Source: the annotation of a GenBank genome assembly